AUGCCGGUAGAGCAUCCUCUCCUCCAGAAGGUAGAUACCGCUUCUGGGUAUGUCUACUGGUUUAGAGAGGAGAAUGAGCAAUGGCCGGGAAUGGCGACAAGCAUUCGCAUAAAACCGGAGACGGUUGGCAAAAAGCAGUCUAAGUUCCAAGAAAUUAUAUGGGGUGAAUCUACGGAGCAUGGGAGAGUCUUGAUCUUGGACGGCUGUAUACAGUGCGUUGAGAAUGAUGAACACGCCUAUCAAGAGAUGAUUACAAACCUGGCCAUGAUGUCUCAUCCAAAUCCACGGAAAGUCCUCGUCGUCGGUGGCGGAGACGGUGGAGUGCUUCGAGAGAUUUUCAAGCACCCCAGCGUUGAGCAGGCAGACCUUUGCGAGAUAGACGAGGACGUCAUCAAAAUAUCGCGAGAAUGUCUACCAGGCAUGGCUGCAGGUCUUGACAAUCCGAAAGCGAAUGUGUUCAUUGACAAUGGCAUGGAGUUUGUGAAGAGAAAGAAGAACGAGUAUGAUGUAAUCAUAACAGACAGUAGCGAUCCAGUGGGCCCUGCCAAAGCAUUGUUCGAAGCGCCGUACUUUCAGGAUCUGUACAAUGCCCUCACAGAAGGCGGGGUUAUUUCUAGUCAAGGUUCUGAGAGCUUUUGGAACAACCUUGAAUUCGUGGAGGACUUGAAGAAGACCUGCAAGCAGAUUUUUCCGGUUGUCGAAUGGGGAUGGGCUAACACGCCGACCUAUCCCUCAGGCUCGAUUGGCUUCCUCAUCGCCACCAAAGACCCUUCGAGGGACGUGAAGCAUCCAGUACGAAGUUGGACCGCGCAAGAGGAAGAGAAGUAUCUCAAAUACUACAACAAAGAUAUCCAUUCAGCCUCUCAGGCAGGCCUGAGCUGCACGUACGAUGCCAUACCGCAGAAGAAGGGGCCUAAAGGCUCCCGGGCCAAGGUCAUCUCGGAGCUCAGAGAAACACAAAAGCAGACUGAAAUCAAGAACGGUGGAUACACAAUUCGAAGCCCUCCUGGGUCUCCCUCCUAUACCCCCAGUCCCGGCAUCCUGACUCCCGACCUCAUCGAUGCCUGUGCCGAUUUCUUCUUCGCUCAUAUGUAUCAUACUACUCCGAUACUGGAUCAGGAUCAAUUCCGCAGCAUUGUCAGAGGCAUAGACCAGUCGAUAGAGGGUUAUUGCCUCGUGGCAGCCCUUUGCGCCUUUAUGCUCAUCCAACCCGGCAUUGCCUUACAUUUCCACUCACUAAUGGAAGAGCCUAGCGGCUCAGUCACCAACCCUAAGAUGGGUGCGGCCUUGAUGGAAGAGUGCAGGCGAGUGAGAAAUGCGAUUCGGUACAAGGAGAAUCCCACGAUACACACAAUUAUCACCUCGUUCUUCUUGUUUGGUUGCUGCUUUGGUUUGAACAAACACAAUAUUGGUUGGCAUGAUCUUCGGGAGGCAACCGCGCUAGCACACAAUUUGGAUAUGCAGGAUGAAAGCACGUACCACCAAUACGGUGAUGCUGCGGAAAGUGCACGCAACAGGCGACUGUUUUGGUUGCUCUUUGUCACCGAAAGAGCAUAUGCUUUGCAGAAGCACAAACCACUCGAUCUUCAUGCCACAAUCGACCUUCCAACCAUCGGACGGGAUGGUUCAUCGUCAAUAGCUGGCUUCAUUUACCUGGUGAAACUCUACCGCCCAUUCGACGACACAUUCAUUGGUUUGUGGAAUAAAACAAGGAACGACUGCUCUGCAUCUUGGAUUGCGCAACUCCAGCAGCAACUGACGAACGCUCUGCCCGAUGUUCUAGAUACGACUGAAAGUCAAGCAGCAGACCUACGGACGUCGCAGCAGUGGCUUCGGACCAUGGUAUGGCAGCUCUCUAUCACGAAUGGCUUCCUAUCUUCGACAUCACAGGAUGCCUCAAUGACAUUUAAAUAUCCGAUCGAAAUAGCCCGAGACUUGGUUGAUGAUACUAGCCGAUUGUCCGUGCAGUCAAUGGAGGUACAUGGCAAAGGGCUGAUAUUCGAUGUCGCAUGCACUUUGGUUGACGUCAUGUCCUGUGUCCCAAACCUUCCUUCUGAUGGUGCAGGCUCACAACAUUAUCUCCACCAACUACUGAGCCUCAUUUCGACGCUUCGUGGCGGCGAAGGGCGUUUCUUGCCCCUUAUAAUAGCAAAGAUCCGAGACAGUCUACCCGCUAUUGCUACUCAGCUGCCACCUGCUUUGGUUAGCAGAGCAGCAGUCGGAAUUGGCGUGGGUGGCCCUGCAUUUGGACAGCUUGGAGCCAUUCAAGGGCUCGCCCAGAUGACGGGAUAUAAUGGCCUCUCGGGGGCAGUGAUGAAAGGGAUCAACACAACAAUGGGAGGGGAAGUAUACAUCAAGCAAGAGACUUCGAGCAAUAGUAGUGGGACUCUCAGCGCUGCUGUCAGCGAUGGGGGAGUCCUUACAGCACGCCGCCUUUCAUGCACUAUUAUCCUUUGGCAUGAAGGUUGA
Messenger RNA from Bacidia gigantensis, 2469 nucleotides. RefSeq lists its product as uncharacterized. Bases 1 to 2469 code for a protein of 822 amino acids. The transcript is spliced from 6 exons. Gene Ontology annotation, molecular function: spermidine synthase activity. Gene Ontology annotation, cellular component: cytosol. Lineage: Eukaryota; Fungi; Ascomycota; Lecanoromycetes; Lecanorales; Ramalinaceae. Gene Ontology annotation, biological process: spermidine biosynthetic process. The record is from RefSeq and is a predicted model, not a curated record.